Molecule: messenger RNA, 1500 nt
Organism: Cylindrotheca closterium
Lineage: Eukaryota; Bacillariophyta; Bacillariophyceae; Bacillariales; Bacillariaceae
Source: the annotation of a GenBank genome assembly
AUGGGAAAACCCAAAGUGAAAGCAAUAAAAUGCUUUUCCAAUUCCAAAGACAACAAAUUGAAGCGUCUGGAGGAACAAGAAAUGGCCAAAGCGAUUGCCUUACAAACACGAAGGACGAGAUCACUUCAGCAACAACAACAGCAACAGCAGAGAGGAAGACAGGGACGCCCGGAACCAGAAUACAUUGAUUACAGUAAUCUUCAGCAGCAUAGUCAUCAGCAUCAGCAACAAAAGAUGAAUCAUCCUCCCUAUGAUCCCUAUGAUCAUAUUCAGGUCUAUCGUCCUAGCAAUUCAGGUAAUUCAGGCAAUCCAGCAUCAGGCAAUCAUCAUCAGCAACCACCAAAGUUUGAUAUGAAUGCUCUCUCUGGUUUGAGGUUAGGUCGCUCCAAAAGCGUUCCUCCUGAACUGCGCCAACACUUUGCGGUUUACAACAUGUACGGAAAUGAAAACGAAGAAGAGAAAAUCAUGGAGUUUAGCACGGACAAUUCUAUUACCAGUUCUCGAAAGAGUUUGACUGGGAAUAACACUGCCCCCAAACAACAGCAACAGCGGCACAUGACAGCUGAUCAGAGAGUGGGACAGUUUCAGGCACGCAUAAAGCAAAUUCAGAAUGAACUUGCUCUUCCACCUGUGAAACAAAUAUCGAUUCAACCAGAGCAACAAUACCAACAGCAGCCACAACACUAUCAGCAACAGCAGCAGCAACAGCAACAGCAACAACCACUCCGGCACAAACUACCCAAUCCGAGGUCCAAAACACCGGAACCCGUUCGUUCUGGGGUAAUGGAUCGAUUUCGAUCCAAAACACCCGACCCUCGACCUUCAUCCGGCGUUCCAACCACCAUUUUGAGGACCCAACGCUAUCAUGCCGAAAAGAUUGUCACUCCGGACGGCAAUAUCAUGCUCAAAAAGAAGAUUGUCCACGUCAAUCGCACUCGACCGUGUGUGGCGUGUGGAUUUCGAGACUGGAGUCAGGACGACAUGGCCUACUUACUAGUACGCCAAACCAAGAACGACAACAAUUUGAAUAGCAGCAACAACAACAACAACAAGGACGGCGGGAAAUCGCCAAACACCGAAAAUAGUCCACAACCACAAGUCAAGUGGCUCUGCCCUGACUGUGCCUGUGACAAUGGUUUGCCCAAAGAACAUUAUCAUUGGAACAAGAAUCGAUUGCCACCCGUCCCGGAUCCUGUCAUUGACAUCACCAUGAAUCGGGCCAUUGGACCUAUUGAUGCCGAUGACAUUGCCUGGGUCCAAAAGGCCCAACGCAAACCAAAGCCCAUGAAUUGGAAGUCCCAAUAUUCGGAUUACUAUUCCACGAUUCGCAAGAAGCAACGACAAAAGCAGGCCAUGUGCUGUGCGCCGCCGCCUCCCGAAGAAUACUCGGAUGCUCCGGAAGAUGAGAUUCGGAGGGCGAUUGCCAAUGCGUGUUUUGCGCCCGAUCAUGAACAAAGCGAUGUGGGAGAGACCUGUUACAAUUACGUGGGGGAUUUGUAA